AUGGCCACUUCCGGUUCGAUCCUGGUCGCCAUCUUCCUGCUGAGCGCCACCCUCAUUUCCGGCCAGCAGAUCAAAGAGACCGCGCCCACAGCGCGUUUACUGGAUCGCUUCGAUAACCGAUAUCCCGACGGAAGCUACGAGUAUCGCUUCGAAUUGGACGACGGUACAGCUCGCUAUGAACGCGGCUAUUUCGCGAAGAUCAACGAAGUGAAGACCCUAAUGGUCGUGGGCUACUACGCCUAUCGGAUGACCGACGGGCGUUACAUCACCGUGUUCUACAAUGCCGAUCAAUUUGGCUAUCGACAGAAUCAGUCGAUCACGCCGCAGGAAUAUCCCAAUCUGCCGCGCUCCAUCGAGGUGCCCAUGGUCAGCGAGGCAUCUUCGGCAUCUUCGGCAUCCGAUGGCGUCUCCAGUUCCCAAGCCAGGCUGGAGGCCCAUGGUAACCCCGCCAUGACGACGACCACGCCCCGGGGGGCGGGGACAAAUCGCAGGGGCCGCUACUGA
This is a messenger RNA of Drosophila santomea, 504 nucleotides long. RefSeq names its product larval cuticle protein 16/17 (gene Cpr12A). The transcript is spliced from 2 exons. The coding region runs from base 1 to 504 and encodes 167 amino acids. Lineage: Eukaryota; Metazoa; Arthropoda; Insecta; Diptera; Drosophilidae. Gene Ontology annotation, cellular component: chitin-based extracellular matrix. Gene Ontology annotation, molecular function: structural constituent of chitin-based larval cuticle. The record is from RefSeq and is a predicted model, not a curated record.